UUCCACAUUUUAGUUUCUCUUCGCACAGACGGAAUUAUUACUUCACUUACUUUUUCUCACUCAAUCGCGUCUGCGUAUUUUUUGGGUUAUCUGCGUCAAUGUGGCGAUAAAAUGGUUGAUUAACGCCUGUUUUUUUUGGGGGGGGGGUUGUUGUUUGCGCCUGUUUGUGAAUCUAUCCGUGACCAGUCGCGCCCUGGACGUCCGGUUCCUAAGUCGUUGUUGGUCAGUACGUGAAACAAGGCUGCGAUGCUCUCAAAGAGCGAGAAGGCGCUGAUUGCGGAAAUAUGGGAAAGGCUGGCUCCUGUGGCCGAAGACAUUGGCUCAGACGCACUUCUUCGGAUGUUUGCCUCCUACCCAGGCACCAAGACGUACUUCGCCCACCUGGACAUCAGUGCCCGCUCCGCUCACCUGCUCUCCCACGGGAAGAAGAUUGUCCUGGCCAUAGCAGAGGGAGCCAAAGACAUCAGCCAGCUGACCGUCACCCUGGCUCCUCUGCAAACAAUGCACGCCUACCAGCUCCGGAUAGACCCGACGAACUUCAAGCUUUUCUCCCACUGUAUGCUCGUCACCCUGGCCUGCCACAUGGGCAGGGACUUCACGCCGGUUGCACACUCCGCGAUGGACAAGUUCCUGUCGGCCUUCGCGGCCGUGCUCGCCGAGAAGUACAGAUGAGAUUCUGCCAAGUGUUUCGGGGAAAACACCACGAGCCACUUAUGAUGUGACACGAUGGGAAAUAUUGAUGUAUGUGUACUUGAUUUUUGCAGGAAUCCUCAAAGAAAACCCCGACAAUGAUUUUUUUUUUCAUAAUAAACAUGUGCAAUUGA
Messenger RNA from Scophthalmus maximus (turbot), 824 nucleotides. It is a transcript of the gene hbae4, whose product is annotated as Hemoglobin subunit alpha-D-like. Gene Ontology annotation, cellular component: hemoglobin complex; haptoglobin-hemoglobin complex; blood microparticle. Lineage: Eukaryota; Metazoa; Chordata; Actinopteri; Pleuronectiformes; Scophthalmidae. The coding region runs from base 247 to 672 and encodes 141 amino acids. The transcript is spliced from 3 exons. Gene Ontology annotation, molecular function: haptoglobin binding; organic acid binding; heme binding. The record is from RefSeq and is a predicted model, not a curated record. Gene Ontology annotation, biological process: oxygen transport; hydrogen peroxide catabolic process.